Molecule: messenger RNA, 900 nt
Organism: Aplosporella prunicola CBS 121167
Lineage: Eukaryota; Fungi; Ascomycota; Dothideomycetes; Botryosphaeriales; Aplosporellaceae
Exons: 1
Coding region: 1-900 (299 amino acids)
Source: RefSeq, a predicted model, not a curated record
AUGGAAUCUCCGCAAACCUAUGUCCUGCCUAAGGUGGACCCAGAACGUAAUCCAGCGCCGGCCCUUGCCUCCAUUGAGGAGAAAGCACGUAACAAUAGAAGGAGAUCGUUGAGAAACUACCACGGAAAUAGAAAUCGAUGGUUAGAACCUACAGCUAAUAAGAAACCUGAACGUAUCGGCGACGAAACUUCCGAAAGCGAUGAAGAACCUCAGAGUACUUAUACCAGUAAAGAAUCCGAAGGGUUAUUUAAAGGACGGUACGGUCACUUAACUGAAAAACAAAAAAAGGCUUGCGAAGAGCUUCUAGCUAUAAUGAAAAGAACACCCUUCAUUGAUCUCGACCGACCCACUUCAUUAAGGUACAAUAAACUACUUUACGAGAGCACUAUAAUUCGAAAUUCAUCUGUAGGUGUCAUGAAGUUUUACAAAACAUACAAAGCUGCAAUAAUUAUAGUGGAGAAAUGUAAAAUACUAGACAGAACAGAUAAGAUGAGAAAAUUUUUUAAAGAGGUUGAAAGAAUCACGCUUGAAAAAUAUAGAAAGACGCCUUUUAUAGCUUUUUAUCAAGACAUUGUGGUGCCGAAAGAAACAAACGAUGAAACGAUAGAUGAGAAAGCUGAUAGAUUGUCUAGAGUGUACGUCACGGGCAUGAAAAACAUUAAGGAAGCAAGGGCAGUUGUAUACAAUCCAGACCUAUAUAAGAAUCCCAAUAACGCAGAAAAAUUAAAAGAAAUGAUGGCACCGCAAAAGGAUUGGGAUUUGGCUGAAAGAUACGUUGAACUAUGGAAAGAGAUAAUAAAUUCAAAGGAACUCGUUACGGACGAUGUCAAGUUUGAAAUAAAUACAUUGUUUGGUCCAUUAUUAACUGAGCUUCGCAGAUGCAAAGACAAAAUAGAAUAG